This is a messenger RNA of Lottia gigantea (owl limpet), 1404 nucleotides long. RefSeq lists its product as hypothetical. Lineage: Eukaryota; Metazoa; Mollusca; Gastropoda; Lottiidae. The transcript has a single exon. The record is from RefSeq and is a predicted model, not a curated record. The coding region runs from base 1 to 1404 and encodes 467 amino acids.
AUGCCUGGAAACAAGAACCUUCCAGAAUUGGUCGACCAACGUAAUACAGUUCAGUGGAAAGACACGUCAGAUGGUGAAAGCGACAGGACAGAGGAUCUUGAAAAUCGUUCCAAUCAUUCUGAAUCGUCUGCCGCUAUUUGUGAAGCUAUAAGUGAUACACAUAUACUCGAACUAUCAGAGGAAGGUAAAAUUUCAGAAUUGCUUCGAGGAUGGAUGCCCGAUUACAUCCUUCAACAUAUUGAACCCCACGAAUCAAAGGACAAGGAACCAUUGUAUAGUGCCAAACUUGGAAUAGAACCUCGGAUUAAAAGAUGUUCAAGCUCGGAAUCCAUAGUGACUGAACUUUCGCUACUGUCUUGCUCCACGUAUGGGAAAUCUUCCAGGGUUUCCGAAACAACCAGAAGAAAACGAAGAAACAAACGUCCACCAACAACAACUGACAAUGCAUCCACCAUCAGUAAAUGGGCUCUUGCAAUGCAAGGGCAAAAACACGGAGCCUUUGAUAAAUUAAUGCGUCAACAAAAUGCUUUUCAGAUCACUCCUGGUGCCACUAAUUCGGUGGCUAUCACAGCGUUUGAUUUAAUGGAUGAGGAGGAGAAAACACAGGUGUUGAAAUGUGGUCGUGAAUCGUGGAUAAAAAUGAACCCUAGACUCAAGAAAAGUGACAGUAUUACACAUAUCAACACCCUGUCAAAAAACAAACUUUUACAAUCUAAAAGACGUUUCUCUCAAAUACCCACUUCUUCAAAGAAUGGACGUAUGAAACCAUUCGUGCGAAUUCUUAACGGUAAGAAUUCAUCAAAUGAUUCCGAAGGCAUUAGUGUUGCCAUGUUGGACAAACAGACAACCCGAACAGUGACACCACCAUUCAAAGAAAAGGUUCGAAUGUGGCAAGUUGACGAGAAAAUCUCCGAUGUGGAUCUGAACCGUGGUAUGUCUGCAAAGGUUAGAGAAAGAAUUGCAUCAACAACCAUGGCUUUGGAUCGAGUUAGUCGAAAGAGUGCGUCACGACCACAGUCUACUGCGGGAUGUAUCCGCACUGAUCCAAAUAAUCCUCAAAAUAUCAGAAUCUCGCCGGAACUAGGCGAUGUUAUAAAACAGGAUAUCAAGAGUAGGAUGGGAAGACCACGGCAACACGAGAUUAGACAGCAAGAUGUGGAGAAUUUGAAUCAUGGAUACACACUGGAUCGUUCCCAUAGAAAUCUUAAAGUGUUUAAUUGGUUACAUAGUUUGAAAGAAGGUGAAUUCGUGACAGAUGACAAAGUUGAUGGUGAAACUGAUAGAUCAUUAAACAGUAUGAGCAUUGUCCAUGUUCAUGUUGAUGCUGUUGACGAACCUAAACUAAAACCUAUAAACUUUGGCAGAUCAAAGAGUAAUUUAAGUAGAGAGUUAACUUUUUCGUGA